Messenger RNA from Pseudovirgaria hyperparasitica, 4377 nucleotides. Its product is annotated as kinase-like protein. Gene Ontology annotation, cellular component: membrane; endoplasmic reticulum. Gene Ontology annotation, biological process: transmembrane transport. The transcript has 7 exons. The record is from RefSeq and is a predicted model, not a curated record. The coding region runs from base 1 to 4377 and encodes 1458 amino acids. NCBI's taxonomy places the organism in Eukaryota, Fungi, Ascomycota, Dothideomycetes, Acrospermales, Acrospermaceae. Gene Ontology annotation, molecular function: phosphotransferase activity, alcohol group as acceptor.
AUGCCUCUCGCUCCCCGUUCAUACCGUCUCAACUCCAUCGAGUCCUCGCCGGACUUUGUCUCCAUGGUCGAUGCGUCUGGAAUGCUGGAAGCCUUCAAGAACAAGCUCCCGCUCCAUUCGCAACAUCCUGACCUCGGCCAUCUCACUCUCCUGGUCUUCGAGGCUGUGCUUGAGGUUGUCUGCGUCAGUCUGCCUGGCUACAUUAUUGCUCGACAGGGCAUGUUCGACGCUGAAGCACAGAAAUUCGUCGCGAAUCUAAACGUACAGCUCUUCACUCCAUUCUUCCACAAACUAGCCUCACAGCUCACCGCAGACAAGCUGGUCGACCUGGCCAUCAUUCCUCUCAUCUUUCUAGUCCAAACCUUCAUCUCAUACGUCUGUGCACGCAUAGUCUCCAGGCUGUUUGGCUUCAAGAUCCGUGCCCAGAAUUUCGUCAUAGCCAUGGCAGUCUUUGGAAACUCGAAUUCGCUACCCAUCUCGCUCGUAAUAUCCCUAUCCAAGACAUUGCAAGGACUGCAUUGGGACAAAGUACCCGGUGACAACGAUGACGAGGUUGCGGCGCGCGGGAUUCUCUACCUCUUGAUAUUUCAACAACUCGGUCAGCUCCUCCGCUGGUCAUGGGGCUACAACGUCCUGUUGAAGCCUGAAAGUGAAUACCCCGACGAGGAUCAAGGAGAGUAUGCCAGGAUUGAGGGUGCUGCCUACUCGGACUCGUAUGGCAAUCUUAUCGACGUCGAGGAGGAAGACGACUGUCCGCCUUUGGGCGAGUCUUUCCACUCCGACUACGAGUCUGGCACGGCUACGCCUCGCAAAGUCGGCCAGUACGACUCUUCGACUUCGACUUCGACUUCGACAUCUAGCUCUGCGUCCAGUGCUUACAAUGCGCAUGACGUCGUGCCUACGCCUGCGAAUGGAAACGUCGUUGCAAAGGGCCCAGGCAACAUGGCUGGCCGGGGCGAACACGCCAGGCAUCGCUCUACCGGCCACAUUACGUCUUUCCCCCGACCUGCAGACGAAUCAGACGACGAGUCGUUUGGAGGCAUCAGAGGGAAGUGGGCACAGAUCAAGAGAAGUGCAGCAGAGUCCAAAGACUCGGCAGCACGGGCUGUAUCGAGAGGUGCGCACGCAGUGUUUAGCAGCCUGCCUCAACCGGUCCAAAGUCUGCUGACCCACAUCUAUGGCUACAUUGCUGCUUUCGUCAAGGGACUGUGGUCGUUUAUGAACCCACCGCUCUGGGCCAUGUUGGCCGCUAUCGUCGUUGCCUCCAUCACGCCGCUGCAACACCUCUUUUUUGACAAGGGCACCUUUGUCGAGAAUUCCGUCACUCGAGCCAUUGGACAGAGCGGCGGCGUGGCCGUUCCGUUGAUCCUUGUAGUUCUUGGAGCCAAUCUGGCUCGCAACACCCUCCCCAAAGAGGACCGGGAUAGCAUGGAGGAUCCCAAGGUCGAGCGGAACAUCUUGAUUGCCAGCAUUGUCUGCCGCAUGGUGUUGCCGACACUGGUCAUGGCUCCGUUACUGGCACUGACGGCCAAGUAUAUACCCGUCAGCAUCGUGGACGACAAGAUUUUCAUCAUUGUCUGUUUCCUCCUCACCGGAGCACCCAGUGCGCUGCAGCUGGCCCAGAUUUGCCAGAUCAACAACGUGUACAUGGGCGCAAUGUCGAGGCUGCUCUUCCAGAGCUAUUAUCGAGGGACAAACUUGAUUGUUUUCUGUGCGUGUCUUCUCGUUCCGGUUUGGAUAUCUAUCCAUCGUUACACUUUACUCUCACCGGGCGCUGUUUGCUGUCACAUUCCCCUCCCCACGGAAGCCCCUCGUUCAAUCAUGGCCGACGAUAUCAACAACACGAACAACAGCAACAGCGUCUCCAUCGCCGAGUCAGAGCGCAUCUCGCCCUUAAUUAUCGGCGCCCACAAGGAUCCCACCACGACUGAAGACCCGCUCGAGCUCGACGGCGCCUCUAAGAGCAGGCCUUUCCCCGCCUCCUUGGCUGGAAAACGUCGCCAUGGCUCCCGUCCUUCGCUGGAGAAAGCUGCUGGGGGUGCUCUGAAUCCCUCGACCGAGGAGUAUCCUCAUGUCUCGUCGUCGGACCGGCUCGAGAGCGGUGGCCAGACGGGCGCUCAGGGGGAGCAUGGUGUUGUUGCGCAGGUCAGUGCUUGGGUGAGGCUGGAGAGGGAGCGGCGGAGUGCGAGGAGGGCGGCGAGAAAGGCGCGGAAGUUGGCGGCGGUGGUGGAGGCGGAAGAUGCUGUUCGGCGGGAAAGUGAACGAGCAGGGUCAGGAGAGCGCCGCGACUCUGACAGCUCCGACGAAGGCUCCGCCGCGCUCGAGAGCUUGACGGCCAUUCUGGAAAAGGCAAUGCUGGCGGAGAAGAGUCAGCGCCAUGGCCAGAGUCGCAGGAACCCGCUCAGCGUGCUUCACAAAAGAUCCGGUUCCUUCAGCAAGUCGCGCCGCAGAUCUCAUCUGGCCUCGUCGGAUACAGAGACUAUCGACUCCGAGCCCCAUGUGCCCACCGCGGACGUCAUUCUCGACAACUCCAAGACGAUGGCCUACUCUGGCGGUCAGAGCGAACCUGCAGCUGCAGACGCCCGACGCGCCAGCACUGCCACCACCAAAGAGCGCGAUCGCCAGGCGUGGACGACGUUCAAGUCCGAGAUUGUCCGCUUGACCCACACCCUGCGACUCAAGGGCUGGAGAAAGGUGCCACGCGAGCUUUCCGACGAGAUUGAGGUGUGUCGGCUGAGUGGUGCCUUGACAAACGCCGUGUAUGUUGUCAGUCCACCAAAAGAGCUGCCACAGGUACCCGAGGCGGCUGAUGUCAAAGACGGCGUACCCGUGCCGCAGCCGCAGAAACCCCCUCCCAAACUCCUCCUCCGCAUCUACGGCCCGCAAGUCGAGCAUCUGAUCGACCGCGAGUCUGAGCUGCAGAUCCUCCGCCGUCUCGCGCGCAAACGCAUCGGGCCCCGUCUGCUGGGCACGUUCAUCAACGGCCGCUUCGAGGAGUUCCUCCAUGCUGAGCCGCUCACGCCGCGUGACCUGCGCAUCCCGGAGACGUCCAGACAGAUUGCGAAGCGGAUGCGUGAGCUGCACGAGGGGAUUGAUCUGCUGCCCCAGGAGCGCGAGGACGGGCCGUUUGUAUGGAGGAAUUGGGACAAGUGGGUGGACCGAUGCGAGCAGGUCGUGACCUGGCUGGACGGCCAGGUCGAUGCUGUUGCUGCUGUUGAGAGGGCAGAUGGCGUGGGCGGCGGCUCGAGUAAGGGGGAGGCCUGGAAGACACGCGGCUACGUCUGUGGUGUGCCGUGGGCGACAUUCCGACGGACGGUGGACAAGUAUCGGACCUGGCUGGACGAGCAGUACGGGGGCGCGGAGAAGCUCAAGCAACGGCUGGUCUUUGCCCACAACGAUACACAAUACGGCAACAUCCUCCGCAUGACCCCCUCGGGCGAGUCCCCGCUCCUCCUCCCCGCAAACGUCCACAAACAACUCGUCGUCAUCGACUUUGAAUACGCAAACGCAAACCUGCCCGGGCUCGAGUUUGCAAACCACUUCACCGAGUGGUGCUACAACUACCACGACCCGGACGCCGCACAUGCCGUCAACACGGCCGCUUACCCCUCUCCGCCCGAGCAGCACCGCUUUAUCCGCGCGUACGUCCUGCACCGCCCGGCCUUUUCGAGCGUCAGCACGCCGCCUACGCCCCUGCUUGCUGCCCGUUCGUCGUCGUAUCCGUCUGCGUCUGCGUCUGCUGGUGCCAAUGGUGCUGUGCCGCACACCCAGUCGUCGGCUAGCAGUAUCAUAUCAGCCUUUAUGCUCGACUCCCGCGCUCCUCCUUCCCUGCCCGCGCAGAGCCCUGAUUCCCGCACCUUCAAGGACAUGACCAGCAAGGAUACCGUCGCCAAGGAAGACGCCGAAAUGGAGGCGCGCACCGAGGAGGAGGUGCAGCGGCUGAUGGCCGAGACGCGCGUGUGGCGCCUUGCGAACUCGGCGCAGUGGGUUGCGUGGGGUGUGGUGCAGGCCAAGGUGCCGGGGUUGCCGGAGGGGCAGAGGGAAGGGAAGAGUGUGGCUGGUGUGGAUGGUGGUGGUGGUGGUGGUGAGAGAGACACGGCGACGCUGGAUGGGAAUGAGCGUGGGCGUGAUGGCGGAGAACAGGGAAAGCAAGGAGACGUACAGGACGUAGAGGUGGACGGAGACGAAAAAGGGGAAGACGACGAAGCAGAAGAAGAAGAAGAAGAAGAAGAAGAAGAAGAGGAGGAAUUCGACUACCUCGCCUACGCACACGACCGCGCCCUGUUCUUCUGGGGCGACGCCGUCUCGCUGGGCCUGGUGGAUGUGGAUGAUUUGCCGGUGGGUAUACGGGGACGGGUCAAGUUUGUGCGGUACUGA